UGCGAUUGGCUAUACGACUGCUAAUGACCGUAUUCUUCCACGUAAACAAAAUAGUGCGUGUGUCACUAUUGGUGGACAGUGAACUGAUUUGAGAUCAUCAACACGAUACCGUUUAUAAGAACUUUCUGCCUUACAGCCGUUCUGGUUUACAAACACAAUGUAUCAAUAGUCGGUUUGGCGGAGGAAUACAACGCCAUCGGAUUGUGGUAUUUAAACCACCUUCACGAAGUGAUGUCAGCUUGGAACAAAUACUGCUAUAGGAAGGUGAGAACAAGAUAUGUCAUAUCGGCCAGAGUAAAAGAGUGCAGUUUUUCUGCUAGAAAUAUUCUGAUCUUCUGUUUGCCAACCUUCCUUAAUUUCUCCACUACAACAACAUGCUGGUCGAAGCAGUUUCUGAAGAACUUCCAACGCUCUUGGAUCAACUCAAGGACAGAUUACCUUACUCGGUUGCGGUGAUGAACAUGAUUCACAUGAUCGUCGUUGGACGACUGAAGGCUUACAAAGUGUUAGUUCCUCAAGAUGACACUAGAGGCACUCUAGUCGUGUUAUGGCCAGAUGCAACGAAGAAAGAGAGAGAUCAGUUUCCGGUGUCAAUUUUCGCCACUCCUGAGGCUUCCCAUCAACUCGAGGAUCAUCUUCUAAACACCACCCUAGUGGACUGGAGCAGAAACAUUUCAUUUUUUGACCUGUUGCCAUGGGUAUUGCCUCCUACAAUCCGAGCUGCUCAGAAGAAGGGAAAGGUCGAAGAACUUAACUCCUACAGACGAUGGGUUUUACAAGACCUGAGUCCCGCUGACUUGGAGAUAGAUCUCCCAGUUGAAGUGUACGUUGCGCCCCUGGAACCCCACCAUGCCAAAGAAAUCUAUAAAUUCUGGCGGUUUCGUUGGGCCUACAGCUACGAUAACUUGUUGGAACAAGUAGGACAUCUUCCAUCAUCAGGGAUCUUCCUCCGCCAGACCAACGAGCUCAUUUCUUGGCGGACGACUUGUAUCAAUGGUUACAAUGGACACGGGUACACUCUUCCAGAGCACCGAAUGAAGGGCUACAGUCGCAUAGCCCUCAAGUUCUUGACCAAAGAAUCCCUGUGUCUAGGGUUGAUUCCUUGCACUACCAUCAGGCGGUGUAACUCUGCUUCCGAGAACCUCUACGCUACAAGCGGUUUCCAACCUGUUUAUGACUUUUUUGUAUUUCACCUUGUCGGCAGCGACCACAUGAGAUGUGACUAAAAGAAAUUUGUUGGUAUUUUUCUAUUAUAUCUCUGUUUAUACAUUCAUUGUUUCUAUCACCGGAGGAUUUUUUCCAAUAUCUUCUAAAAACGUAGAUAGUGUUAUUCAAAUUUUUAAACUAUUCUUCAAACCUUACUGUAGGAAAUACAGACACUUUCAGAAAGUUUAAAUCUGUCGCGUUGUAAGAUAGGCAGUCAUAUUUAUACUAGUGUGUCAGCGUCUUUAAUUUCUUAUGUUGUCAUUUAAAUCAAGUUAUACUUGUCAGAAGAUAUCCUCUGAAGUUCAGUUUAGUGGAAAAACGACACGUCGUCUUUCUUUCUAGGCCCCGUGUUACGAAAUCCCCCCCCCCACAAAAAUUGUAUAUUUUAAACGAAUAGUUUUUUCUAGUUACUAUAGAAUAUAAAAAAGUUCUGGGAAUUUGUUAGCUUAAUUUGAAAUAACUUAGACGUUAAAACGUUUGAAAAAUUAACUUUUUAUUAAUCUGCUUGUCUUCCACUACCUCUGGUUUUAGUUUUGUUUUUAAUUGUUGUGAACUUUGUUUUUAAAUUGAACUAUUCUGAUUUAUAGAAAGAAUUUUACUUACAAAAGUAAAGCCUGGAAAGGUUUUUAUUUAAACGUGAAAACACCAAAGGUGGGCCCAGAAUUCAAUGUUAUUAGGUCGGAAGGGGGGAGGGGUGGGGUUAACGAGUUUGGACCUAGAAUUCGAUGUUAUUAGGUCGGAAGGGGGGAGGGGUUGGGUUUAACGAGUUUGGACCUAGAAUUCGAUGUUAUUAGGCUUGGGACAAACUUUUAAAAAAUCUUUUAUUUUGUAUACAACAAAUUUUUUAAUAAAGUUACAGACAAAACUAUCGGUUAUUACUUGCUCCAGAGACGGAAUCCUAAAUUCCUGAGGGAAUUCACAAUUAAAAAAGGCUUCUGCCAUCCUGGUAGGGGAGAGUUUCAGAAUACAAGUUACCUGGAAUAAACAAGGUCUGGUUUCGAGCCAACAGGACUGUAAAAACUGUAUGGUAUUUCUUUUAUAUAUAUAUAUAUCUUUUAGAGUAAUAACCCCCCCUUCCUGUGGCUUCCAUACGUAUGUAAUACCGUUACUGAUGUAAUGUCUGAACAGUUGAAUCAUAUAAAAAUAAAGGUAUUUUAUAGAAA
Molecule: messenger RNA, 2369 nt
Organism: Limulus polyphemus (Atlantic horseshoe crab)
Lineage: Eukaryota; Metazoa; Arthropoda; Merostomata; Xiphosura; Limulidae
Exons: 5
Coding region: 375-1226 (283 amino acids)
Cellular component (GO): mitochondrion
Molecular function (GO): glycine N-acyltransferase activity
Source: RefSeq, a predicted model, not a curated record